This is a messenger RNA of Homo sapiens (human), 1578 nucleotides long. It is a transcript of the gene ARPC4, whose product is annotated as actin related protein 2/3 complex subunit 4. The record is from RefSeq and is marked reviewed. Gene Ontology annotation, cellular component: Arp2/3 protein complex; actin cytoskeleton; cytoskeleton. NCBI's taxonomy places the organism in Eukaryota, Metazoa, Chordata, Mammalia, Primates, Hominidae. Bases 456 to 692 code for a protein of 78 amino acids. Gene Ontology annotation, biological process: actin filament polymerization; Arp2/3 complex-mediated actin nucleation. The transcript has 6 exons.
AGCGAGGGCGAGCCUACUGGAGUUUGCCGGGGGUGGGAAGAAGGUGGGCCUCGAGCAAAGCCGCUAGAGGUGGGGUGCGGGUGGUCGGCCUCAGGCGAGCCCCGGGGCACAGCCCGGGGCGGGAGGCGGAGCUUGGCGGCCGAGAUCUCCGCGCUGCAGUUAGCCCCGCCGAGCGCCAGGAGCUGCGGACUGCCACUCUCCGCCCCUACCUGAGUGCCGUGCGGGCCACAUUGCAGGCUGCCCUCUGCCUGGAGAACUUCUCCUCCCAGGUUGUGGAACGACACAACAAGCCGGAAGUGGAAGUCAGGAGUAGCAAAGAGCUCCUGUUACAACCUGUGACCAUCAGCAGGAAUGAGAAGGAAAAGGUUCUGAUUGAGGGCUCCAUCAACUCUGUCCGGGUCAGCAUUGCUGUGAAACAGGCUGAUGAGAUCGAGAAGAUUUUGUGCCACAAGUUCAUGCGCUUCAUGAUGAUGCGAGCAGAGAACUUCUUUAUCCUUCGAAGGAAGCCUGUGGAGGGGUAUGAUAUCAGCUUUCUGAUCACCAACUUCCACACAGAGCAGAUGUACAAACACAAGUUGGUGGACUUUGUGAUCCACUUCAUGGAGGAGAUUGACAAGGAGAUCAGUGAGAUGAAGCUGUCAGUCAAUGCCCGUGCCCGCAUUGUGGCUGAAGAGUUCCUUAAGAAUUUUUAAACCAUCUGGCUGGAUCUCGUGGCCUUCCCCCUCAGACUACCCAUGUCUCCACGAAGGCGUCCUGGAGUCACUCCCCGAGCAGCGCGGCGGCGGCAGGGAGUUGGGUUGGGGUGGGCAUUUGAUGCGGGAGGUGGGUGGUGUGCUUGCUAGCUGGGCAAGAAAGCAGCAGUGGACCUGCCCCAAGGCCACACGUGCCUGGUCAGGCUGGCUUCUGAUGUUCAGUCCCCUGGGCCGGGACAGAUUUUUUUUAACGUCUUGAAACUUAAACUCUGUGCUUGUAGGAUACUGUAACCUUUUUGUCUUUUUUUUUUUUUUUUUUUUUAAACCUCCACCUCCAGUGGCUGUGACUGGUCCCAGUGAUUAUACGUUAUUGGUUGCUGUGGGUCUGGGCGGGCCUGGAGCCAGAAGGCGACUUAUUUUUUCUCUCCUAUGCCACCCCAGGUGGGGAGGGAGGGAGGUUUCAGACUCCAGUUUCUCCCUUGCCCUUUUAUUCCCAAGCCUCCUUGGCCCCAGUAUAAGUGUUGGGAACUCUCUGCCAGCUUCCUGAGUUCUGCCUAAAGAUGGCCCCCCAGCACUGGUUGGGGACAAGGGCCAAAUUGGUGACCACCAGUCAUGCCUAGGACCUGGGGCCCAAAAGCCGGGCAACCUCUGGCUACAGGGGCCAUUGGGUGCCCUCCCAGUUGAGAGGGGCCGCUGUUUCGCCUUGUCCGUCAGUGCCAGUGCCUGUGCCAGAGGUGGCGAGGUGAGUCCUCCAGAGCUUCCUGGCCGGGCCCUCCUCCUGCCUGUUCUGGCUCCUCUGCUCCCACGCUAGCUGUCCCUUUUCUGAUUCUGGUGGAUCCUCCCUCCCCUAAUUAAAGUCUCUUUUUGCCCCUUUGGGGCUGCAUGA